Triticum turgidum subsp. durum (durum wheat) is the source of this 1590-nucleotide messenger RNA. The record is from the annotation of a GenBank genome assembly. Lineage: Eukaryota; Viridiplantae; Streptophyta; Magnoliopsida; Poales; Poaceae.
AUGGAGCAGUACGAGGUGGUGGAGCAGAUCGGCCGGGGCGCCUACGGCACCGCCUACCUCGUCCACCACAAGGCCGAGAAGAAGAGGUACGUGAUGAAGAAGAUCCGGCUGACAAAGCAGAACGACAAGUUCCAGCGGACCGCCUACCAGGAGAUGUCCCUCAUGGCCAGCCUCAGCAACCCCUACAUCGUCGAGUACAAGGACGGAUGGGUCGACGAGGGGACCUCCGUCUGCAUCGUCACAAGUUACUGCGAAGGAGGUGACAUGGCGCAGAGGAUCAAGAAGGCAAGAGGCGUCCUCUUCUCGGAAGAGAGGGUGUGCCGGUGGUUCACACAGUUGCUCUUGGCCCUUGACUACCUGCACUGCAACCGCGUGCUCCACCGUGACCUCAAGUGUUCCAAUAUCUUGUUAACCAAGGAUAACAACAUACGACUUGCUGAUUUCGGGUUAGCAAAAUUACUCAUGGAGGAUCUUGCGUCGUCGGUAGUAGGAACCCCAAACUACAUGUGCCCAGAAAUACUCGCGGACAUACCUUAUGGUUACAAAUCUGAUAUAUGGUCGCUUGGUUGCUGUAUGUUCGAGAUUUUAGCACACCGCUCUGCAUUCAAAGCUACAGACAUGGCAACAUUAGUCAACAAAAUAAACAGAUCGUCAAUAUCCCCAAUGCCCCCAAUAUACUCAUCGUCACUGAAGCAGAUAGUUAAGAGUAUGCUGAGGAAAAAUCCAGAACAUAGACCAACUGCUGGGGAGCUAUUGAGACACCCAUAUUUCCAGCCGUAUCUGGCUGAAUCAAUCAACUGCUCUCCAAUCUACCUUCCAGUAAAACCCAACAAGAGUAACCUGGGAGACAAGCAGUCAAGAAAACCAAGUGGCGGCAGAAAGAGAGUCGGCAAAGCCAACGGAUCCAGCGAAGCAUUACAAGCAGCAGCAGAGCAAACAGCGGAAACAAGAGACAGCUCGACAAACUAUUCAGAUCUAUCAACUGUUGGUACCCAGGAUCCCUGCAUUUUGCAAAUGUCAGUGGAUCCUGAAGCCAGAAACAAGGAAGAGCUAACAGCUCAUGUUUUAUCACCUCAACAUGUAGAGGAGAAUUUGGCAGCAACAACUGAUGGACAGAUUGAUGAGACAAUACGUCUUAAAACUAUCAGAACCCGCAGUCCAGUAGAGGCUGCGCCGGUUAACAGUGCAAGUCAAAAGCUUAAUGAGGUACCAGUACCAAAUGAGGAAAUGACGAUUGGAGUGGUGCAAGAGCACAGGAAGGAUGUGAAGACAGAGUCUUGUCAAGGAGUAAAACAAGGCAUGGGUGAUGUAGAUGUUGUGACGGAGGAAUCAUCACCAGUGAGCACGCUGAAAUUGGGAAAUGCAGGCAGCGCACCUGCCGAGUUUGAUCAUCUGAACAUAGUGCAGCAGAGAGCUGAUGCUCUGGAGUCACUUCUUGAGAUCUGUGCAAAGCUCCUGGAGCAGGAGAGGCUUGAUGAGCUCGCAGGUAUUCUUCGACCAUUUGGCGAAGGAGCCGUGUCAUCUAGAGAGACCGCGAUAUGGCUGACAAAAAGUCUCAUGACUCCACCAAAGUUUGGAGGGUCCCCAUGA